Cryptosporidium ubiquitum is the source of this 552-nucleotide messenger RNA. RefSeq lists its product as uncharacterized. The record is from RefSeq and is a predicted model, not a curated record. Bases 1 to 552 code for a protein of 183 amino acids. NCBI's taxonomy places the organism in Eukaryota, Apicomplexa, Conoidasida, Eucoccidiorida, Cryptosporidiidae. The transcript has a single exon.
AUGACAGAAUGUGAUUGCGUGAUGAAGGGAUUCCUUAAUGGGUCAUCUUUGUGGAAAUCCGUUGUUGCUUCAACCGUAUUUAAUGCUUUUAUGAUUUUCUUUGGGAGAAAUUUCUUUGGAUUUAUUUGCUCAAUGUUCUCUCUGAUGAUUUUAGCAGGAGGGAUUUGUGUCAAGGUAGCUCCAGAAAAACUUGAAGCUAUUAAGAAAAAGGAUUUGGUAACAUCUGAAAUGCUUGAAAAACACUGUAGCUCUAUUGCAGAAUGUAUGAAUAAGAAGAUCGAAUUUGCUAUAGAUACUAUUUCAUGGGAACUCCCAUUUGUCUCAUUUGUUUUAUUUUUAGCAUUGGCAUUCUCAUCAAUUUUCCUCAGAAAUCUUGGAUUCUUUGUUUUCACAACUGUCGCAGUAAACAUUUUUUUACUUAAGAACUACAUAAACUCUUUCUACACAAGCAUUGUUGGACCAAAAGUUUCCCCUCAUAUUGACAAUAUCUCAAAGAAGUUCAAUAAGAGCUUCGAGAAAAUCCCAAAGAUGAGCAGCUUGAAGUCGGAUUAA